Echinops telfairi (small Madagascar hedgehog) is the source of this 1473-nucleotide messenger RNA. RefSeq names its product MOB kinase activator 3B (gene MOB3B). The record is from RefSeq and is a predicted model, not a curated record. Gene Ontology annotation, cellular component: nucleus; cytoplasm. Gene Ontology annotation, molecular function: protein kinase activator activity. The transcript has 4 exons. Bases 332 to 982 code for a protein of 216 amino acids. NCBI's taxonomy places the organism in Eukaryota, Metazoa, Chordata, Mammalia, Afrosoricida, Tenrecidae. Gene Ontology annotation, biological process: positive regulation of protein phosphorylation; signal transduction.
GCUGCUCCGCGCGCCGGGACGGUGCGCGCUCGAGUGGACCCUCAGCGGCUCCGACGUCAGCCUCUUCCUCUGGCGUCGGCGGCCCAGCAGCAGAGAUACGGCCCGGCCCUGAGACGAAAGGGAAAACCCCACGGAAGCACCAUGAGGUUCCCCUGGAGAGCAUUCGGGAGAAAGAUGGACCAUCAUGUUUAGAAGAAGUUGAAAGUUAUCAUCUGCCAGACUGGGGCCCGAAGGCUGGCAGUGGAAAACCCUGUUGGGCUGUGAUCUCUCGCUGAAGAGUUCCACGUGUCUUUUUGCAUCCUGCAACAGGAAGGAAGAGAAGGAGAAGACCAUGUCCAUAGCCCUGAAACAGGUGUUCAACAAGGACAAGACCUUUCGGCCCAAGAGGAAAUUUGAACCUGGCACACAAAGGUUUGAGCUCCACAAACGGGCUCAAGCUUCCCUCAACUCAGGGGUAGACCUGAAGGCGGCAGUGCAGCUGCCCAGCGGGGAGGACCAGAAUGACUGGGUAGCUGUGCACGUGGUGGACUUCUUCAAUCGGAUCAACCUCAUCUACGGCACCAUCUGUGAGUUCUGCACUGAGCGGACCUGCCCAGUGAUGUCAGGGGGGCCCAAAUAUGAGUAUCGGUGGCAGGAUGACCUCAAGUACAAGAAGCCGACUGCGCUGCCAGCUCCCCAGUACAUGAACCUUCUCAUGGAUUGGAUCGAGGUCCAGAUCAACAAUGAGGACAUAUUUCCAACGUGUGUGGGUGUUCCUUUCCCAAAGAACUUCCUUCAAAUCUGCAAGAAGAUCCUGUGCCGCCUGUUUCGGGUCUUUGUCCACGUCUACAUCCACCACUUUGACCGCGUCAUUGUGAUGGGUGCUGAGGCCCACGUCAACACCUGCUACAAACACUUCUAUUACUUCGUCACAGAGAUGAACCUCAUAGAUCGCAAGGAGCUGGAGCCCUUGAAAGAGAUGACGAGCAGGAUGUGCCACUGAUGCCCCCGAUUCCAACGAAGAGGGGCGCCCUUUCCUCACGGAGUCUCCUGGGGACGGGAGGCCGCCUCCCUGGCCUCUGGUGCAGGAGCAGGAGAGUGGGAGACCACCGGUGACUCCUGGGGGCCACUCCCCACCCACUGCGUGUGCGCUUAACCCUCCGAGUGCUGCUAGCCAAGACUUGUGCGCCAGGCUGACCCAACGGGAAGGGCAGACGAGGACUGUCCCCGGACCCUCCUGGCUGGAGAUGUCCCAGGAGGAAGCCCUCCUGUUACCGGUCGCCAAAGCUUUCAGGGCAUUCAGGUUUCGGGACUGAGAGGCUGAUUGGUACUUCUCCCCGCUGUCCUUUCUGUCAUUUGUUUUCUAAGGACCAGUGAAUCUUGGGACUCUGGAUGAAGCACCCACUGGGGUCCUGUGGUUCCGCCUGGCUACACCCCGCACUGCCAGCAUAAUUCCCCCAAGAGGCAGUAGUAUCAGGGACCACUCCCUGGUGU